Messenger RNA from Rattus norvegicus (Norway rat), 6239 nucleotides. RefSeq names its product HHLA1 neighbor of OC90 (gene Hhla1). NCBI's taxonomy places the organism in Eukaryota, Metazoa, Chordata, Mammalia, Rodentia, Muridae. The record is from RefSeq and is a predicted model, not a curated record.
AUGCUGAGCUUCCCGCUGCAUGGUCCUCCAAUGAGGCUGUGUAUGGGCCUUGCCUAUAUCCUCUCUCUCUGGAAUGCAGUGUCUGGUCUUAAAGGAGAAGGCAAGAAAGAUAAGGAAUUGGCCCUGCUACCUGCAGCUGAGUCUGCCUUCAGAGAAAAAAAGACGGUGAAGGGGGUAGAGGUCCUUGCAACUACAGAACUCCCAGCAAGGUCAGUUGAUCUGUCUGCACUCAACCUGACAGAGCUUGUGAAUGGGAUGCUCAGUAGGGCUUUAAAAGAUAGCAAGCAAUUCUUCUCCGUGCUUAGCAUCACUUCUUACAGUUCAUUUGCCUUUCAUAAGGUUUCCGUGGCCAUCUACAACAUUUCCAACCCAAAGACAGUUGACCCAGCCAAAUUCCCUACCAGGUAUUGCUACUGUUUGAGCAACAGGACCAAUGACUUAUCAGAUUUCACAGCGUUGCUGGUGGACGUUGUUGGAAAUUCUACGAGCUACCUCACUGAGAUUUUUAAAUCAACCUCCAUCCUCUCUGUGAGUCAGACCAAUGAAUCAGACUGUGUCUUCAUCUGUGUGAUGGUGGGAAAGUCAGGAAGGAAUCUUUCUGACUUCUGGGAAAUGGUGGAGAAAUCCCCUGUUAUCAACUACACAUUUACUAGUGGUGUGUCCAGUGCUUUGGGAGCAACUACCAGGGGAACAGUAAGGACUUCAAGGCUCACAACUCAAAGCCAACAUUCACUUCUAAGAUCAUAUACUACACGCUGGACCACACAAUGGGUAUCUGCUCUGAAGACCUUCCCCUGGACAAAGACAACUACUCCUUCAGAGAAAGAGGUGACAGAAAAUGAACAGAUGUUUCCAGAGCUUCCUGUUGAGUCCAUAGGCACACGGAGUAGUGUCCCGACCUCAAGGAACAUGACCAGAACACCAUGGGUGACACGUAGAUCCACACAAGCACCUACUGUCUUGUCUGGAUCCAUGUCUGUGCCACUGACUGUGGAUGAUAGCACACCUGGAGGGCCACCCUCCACAUCAGCCUCCACUGAAGAUGCCCAGGAGCUCAGCAGCACAGAAAGCCAGUUGCAUCCUACUGGGAUACUGACCACACCCAGCAGACUAGCACAGCCCAGCAUAGUCUCAGGAACACUCAUGCCUGGAACACAGACUACAAAUCCAACUAAAGCACCAGCUCCUAGAGUCCCACAGACAGAUGGUAUUCCUGCAGGGUGGCCAAUCACCCCUGAGAAAGAGCCAGCCCGGGUCCCAGCAACCCAUCACGUUUCAAACUGUCCUCGGCCACUCCCCAAAGAAGAGGCCAUUACAGAUACUCCUCUGCCUCUGACCAUGAAGAAACUCAAUCCAUGCCUGAUGGAACUGUGCCGCUUCUUCCAGCAAUGCCUCUGCUCAGUCCGAAAGCGGGAUUUCAGUUCAGAAGCCACCAGGUAUUGUGUGGAAUACUAUUCUUGGUUUUUGAAGAAUGCUACACUGAUCUGUCAGAAGAUAAAGAGAGUAUCCCAUUCUCAAACCUUGAAGCAAAAGUGUCUUGAGAAUGUCUGCAGGUCUGUGUAAGCCUGUAACAGCACCUUCAAGUCUGUGUAAGCAUGUAACAGCAACUUCAAGUUGUGUAAGCAUGUAACAGCACCUUCAAGUCUGUGUAAGCAUGUAACAGCAACUUCAAGUCUGUGUAAGCAUGUAACAGUACCUUCAAUCUGUGUAAGCAUGUAACAGCACCUUCAAGUCUGUGUAAGCAUGUAACAACACCUUCAAGUCUGUGUAAGCAUGUAACAGCACCUUCAAGUCUGUGUAAGCAUGUAACAGCACCUUCAAGUCUGUGUAAGCCUGUAACAGCACCUUCAAGUCUGUGUAAGCUUGUAACAGCAACUUCUGGCACCAAACCUUCGCCCUGGUUUUGUUUCCAGCUCGGCUGUAGUUUUCAGAAUCCAGGCACGCUCCAGCCAAGUCAUCUGUAGAAGGGAAGGGUUUCUCUUUGGAAGCAGAGAGCGUUUAUCUCCUGUCAAUCUGUAUAAUGCACCAAAGGCUGAAGCAUUACAAUCAGUGGAGUACACCAGGCUUCUCUGCCUGCUUCAGAGCAAAGGAAACCUAUGAUCUGGGUUUGGUAACCUACCAUUAUGCCGGCAGCAGUCCUGAUACCAGGAAGACUUGGUUGUAGGCUUCAUAUCAAUGUGCACACAGCAUAUAAGAGAAUAAAUUGAACAAACUUGAUGCACUCCAGAGAGCUCUCAACAUGGCACUGUGCAACUGAGGACUACUUGGCUACAUACAACAAGUCAGACUUACAGUUCUACAGCAUCAAGAUUUUCUUCCAAAUUCCAAAAGAGGAGGUGAUGGAAACAUUUCCUGUGAGCUUGGAGAUGUGGAGAUCUUGACUUCCCUCUUAUCUGGACUUCCCUUUUGCAUGCCCCACUCUGUUCUGGCAUCCUCUAGAAAACCCUGGGGCUCAGACACUCAGUAGACAGACUCAGAAAAACUGACAUAUUCACACUGUGUAUCAUAGAAAAAGACAGGUAAAGAAGCUUCCAGAAGAGCUCAGGCAUGAGUUUCUUGUUCUUGACAUUUGUUUGCAUAUGCAGACAUUACACAUCACUCUCGAGCAAUAAUACAGGAUAAUGCAUACUAUAUAUAUAUAUGGAUAAUACAUAAUGCAUAUGGAGUGUUGCCAACACAGAAGCUCAUGAACCUAGGUGUCUGGUCAUUUAAGUAUGGGGUGACUGAAGGGCUGUAUUUGAAUACUCAGUCUCCAGAAGUUAAGUUGACACUGCAUGGCCCAAGGCCCUCAUUAUAAGUCACAUGGUUAUGUAAACCUCAUAUGCAACCUGGUGUUUAUUAUGUAAAGAUGCUCCUUUUGAAUUAUUCCAAGACUUUAUGAGUGAUUUCUUGGGAGCUGGGGGUCAGACUUCCUUUGAAUAUCUGCUACCUGCUGAACCAGAGUUUUCUGCACACCCACAAAUUAAAAAGGCCCCUUAAUUUUAUCAUGUCCCCUUUCCCUAUUCCUAGUCUUCUGAUUUCCCUGUAAAUGCACAGUUCUGUACAAAGCACAACCAAGUAGCUUUGCUUUCUUCAAUAGGCCUAUGGAGAAGCCUUUGCUCUUCACUGCCAAGGACAGUUUUACUCCUGGUGUGCUAUGGUCCUACUCUGUAGGUCUCUGCCUAAAGCAGUCUUUAUUUUCAUAAUUCAAAAACUAAACUGUCCUUUCUUCCAGAAGAUAGUUGGAUAUCCUGAUGCUUUGUGUGAACAAGAAGAUGCUCAGGAUAUAGAGCUCAGACUUGGUCAGAGAAGCAGCAUGUGUACUCUCAUCCAGAUAGACGAAAGGUUCAUUUUUAGUCUGAACACUUGAGAGACUUUUCUAAUUACAUGGUUGUCAAGUUCAUUAGUACCUGUUGUUAUGAUUUGGGGGGUUACAAAAUGACCUUUGAGUUUGUAAAGAUGAGGUAAUUGAAGCCAGUAUUCUAAGAAGCAAAAAGAAUCCUGACCUCAAUAGGAGUCAAAAAGAUGUCCCUUUUAGUUUGUGUAAGUGAAUUCCUCUGAGCAAUUUUUUAAUGGACAAAGUUCAUAUCAAUUAAAGGCUUUUGGCAGGAAAGAGUAACAGGCCCUGAGACCUUAGCACAAUUGACGCCAUGUUAGAGGCAGCAUUCUGACCUUAGAACCCAGCAAUGUAGACCCCACUACCUGCCAAAAUGGGAGAUUGGUUUUAAUCCAUUAAAAAAGACCUAGGCCAGGAUCUGUGGAAGCAUCUAAAUAUAAUAACCUUGCUUUUUGACUUCUGUAGUUUCCUCACAUUGGUGUGUCAACCAAUGUGUAGUAUUUGUGCACAAAAGACAAGGAACAAUAAAGCUCAGGACUUCACAUUUUGGGCAAAUUCUCGCAUGCUUGUUAUAAGCUGGCAAAACAGAUUUUUUAAAUUCAGCUUUUAGAUUGUCUAUUUAUACUCUGGUUGAAUUAUCUCACAAAAAGAUGACCAAAGUUCUCCAGAAAGCAACUUAUCUCCUAGGAUAGGCUAGCAGCUCAAGCCUACAUGAAAGGCUAUUUUCUUGAGGCGAGUCCAUGUGGAGUCAACUACUCUGCUUAUUGAGAAUAUUAACCAACUAUGACUAUACUUUGAAAAGGCUCAAAUGCGGAGUACUUAUGAAGUUCAUGUAAGGAUCUGAUAGAGAAUUUCAACAAGAGCUCAGAGGUCCAUAUGGGACUAGUUCUCUACAGUCAUAACUCCUAUGUAACAGAUCAAAUGUGGAAAGGACAUAAAGGCUACAUGCAAACUACCUGCCCAAUGGUGGAGUCUGCUUGUCUCCCAGAGCCUAAGAAAGACUUCAGACAAGACUUAUGUGACAGGGAAAAAGAGUAACAAGCCUUGGGAGAUGACACAUAACUGGGAUAAUUCAUGGAUAUAUGGCUACCAGCGCUUGACUGUUUAGGUAAACUGGAUGGGACAUUUGUAUGUCCCAGAUGCCAAGAAGACUGUAGUUAACUGGGCAACUUUAUUAAACUAUACUCUUCCUGGAAGGAAAGGGAGGAACUUUUCUAUAUAUUCCAUGCUCAAAAGAUAAAGCUAGGCUAGCAAAAGAAAGAGUGGAGGAGAAGAUAAAAGAAAGUAGUAGAAGGGGGGUAUAGAAGGGUUUAGAGAGACAGAGAGAGAGACAGAGACAGAGACAAAGAUAGAGACAGUUAGAGACAGAGACAGAGAGACAAAGAGAAGGGGAGAGAGAGGAAAAAGCAUGUCUGUGCAUUUCAGUCCCAGAGAGUGUCUCUGUAUAAUUGCAUGUAUUUUCCUCCUUCUGCAAAGUUUAGUUCUGGGCUUAUGUAAGUAAGGAAUUAAGCUGCCUUCAUAGUGGAAUCUGUCAUUAAACUCUGUCUUCUUCUGUCUGUGUUUCUGGGAAAACUUACCUUUCACUCUAUUCUACCAUAAGAAAAUAGAAAGCUUUGGCUCUAGACAAUAUUUAGCAUUUUGGAAAGAUCUAGUUAUGUUGUUUAGAGGGUGUGGUGGGGAUUGUUACAGGCAUCCAGUAGGUGCAUGGGCAAUCUUUCAAUGCCCAAGACAUUGCCCAAGGAAAAAAAUCCUUUGACCAAGAGUAUCAAUAACAGAUUCUAAAAUACAUUCUUUGUGUUAAGUAUAUUUACCCACUUGUGGAAAACUUACCUGAUAGAAAAUCUUAAAUAGGAACAAUUUGUUUAAGCACAUGGUUUCUGAGAAUUUAGACUUUGCUUGGCCUAAUUUGAUUAGCACAAUGGAAGUGCAUAGCAGAGAGGUUUUGCCACAUGGCUGACUAGAAGCAGAGUAAGAGAGGCAAGGAGGUAGAGAGGGAAGGAGAGAAAAGGAGCAGAGAAAGAGAGACAUAGAAAGAGACAGAGACUCAGAAAGACAGACAAAGACAGGGAGGCAGACAGACAGUCAAAGAGCCAUGAACAAGAUCUGUCUGCUAGUAGUCUACUAAUCUACUUCCUCUACAUAGGUUCUACCUCCCAAAGUUUCCAACAUCUUUGAAAAUAGUGCCACUAGUUGUGGUUCAAGUGCUCGCCACACUUGCCUAUGGUGGAGCAUAAUUCAUAUUUAAACCAUAACAUCCUUUUACAGGCUAAACUAUACCAUUCUUUUACAAGCUAUGGGAGAAAAAUCUUCUAAUCUAGAACUUCGCUCCUAGGUAGGUUGCUCAUGCCUUAGCAUCAUUUAGUAGCAAUGCUCUUGAGAUCCACAGAAACAUGUGGCCCACUGACUUGACAAUUUUAGAGACAAUAGCUUGUCUGUAAUUGUUGACUAAGACUUAAGCAAAUAUAACUCAGACCCUCAGUGCAUCCCAGUAACCUAAUGACAAAAACAGACAGACACAAGAACACCCAGGAACAAUUUCUUAUGUGGGGAAGCCCUUCAAUGGAGUCUGCUAGGAAGACUCUACUGACCCUGAUGCAAUCGUCUGACUUGUUCUGAUCCAUCAAGAGGCAAAGUUGGAGCCUGCAGCUUAGAGGGUUCAUGGCCAAGUGACUUAAUCUGUGUCAAAUAUGAUAGCACAAGUGAGAAAGGACAAAUACCUCUCCAAACCGUUGCUUCUUGGUUCUUUCCUCCUAAGAUUACAUAAGCAUCCUGCUGUGAUGGCUGUAGAGGCAAGGACAAAGUCCUCAUGACCACUGGCGGCACAUUAUUGGGAAGGAAAGCACUCUAUAAAGGGUUAUGCAGAGAAGGGAAGACUCUGAAAAGCCCCUAAAGAUUUUUUUAAGUGCAUAGGAUGGCCUUCAUA